UUGUCACUCCAUCUCUACAACACAAUGGCUCCCAAACGCAAGCGGGCUGGUACCGUUGGCUCCAAUGCCGCCGUCGAAACGAACAACGACCUUCCGAUCAAGGACGCGUCCGGAGAGGACACCACUCAACAAACACCCCAGAGCCUCAAGACGUCCAGAUCGCAGGAAAAUGACCAAGAUCUGCCUAACAAGCGAUCUCGCUCGGAAAACAACACCCAGGAUGAUGAUGAAGAGGAAGAGCAGGACCUUGGUGUCAAUGGUGAAGCUGGCACCAUGAAGAUGGAAGCUCCUCCCAAGGCUGGCUUGGUUGAUCCCGUCGGCUACAAGACCAACCCUCCUCCUGAAGGUCGCCCUGUACGCAUCUACGCCGACGGUGUCUUCGAUUUGUUCCACAUGGNNGCUGCUAGACACAUGCGCCAGCUCCAACAAGCCAAAACCGCCUUCCCCAACGUACAUCUUCUCGUUGGUGUCACCGGCGACAAAGAGACCCAUCGCCGCAAGGGUCUGACAGUGCUGAGCGGAAAGGAACGCGCCGAGACUGUGAGACACUGCAAAUGGGUCGACGAAGUCAUAGAAGACUGUCCCUGGAUUGUCGAUGUCGAGUUCCUCGAGAAGCAUGAGAUCGACUAUGUCGCUCACGACGACAUUCCCUACGGCGCCGACGAGGGCGACGACAUCUACAAGCCAGUCAAGGAAAAGGGCAUGUUCCUGGUUACUCAGCGUACUGAGGGCGUCAGCACCACUGGAAUCAUCACANAACUCAAACGUGGCACCACUCGCCAAGAGCUCAACAUUUCGUGGCUUAAGAAGAACGAGCUCGACAUCAAGCGCCAUGUUGCCGAGCUGCGCGACUCGAUCCGCACAAACUGGACCGCAACUGGUCAAGAGCUCGGCAAGGACCUCCGACAAUUCUGGCAGCCCAGCAGACCCAAUAGCCCGGCCCGCGGCCUUUCGACUCCCGAUCGCCUUGGCUAUAACUUGCGCCAGGGCGCAUCGAGAGGCAGCAACAGCGAUUUUGCCGCCGGUUACACUAUGGGUCUUCUCGGCAGCGUUCGCAGCUGGAUGCAACGCAACCGCAGAACUCUCAGCGACGGCAGACCCGAUAGCCCUGAUAGCGGCGAGGAUAGCUCCGACUUGCUGAGAAGUCCUGCCGAGCCGGCUAGAGGCCGCCCUGGUGGCCACGUUCAAGACGAAGUGGAUGCGCAGGUCACCCAUGAGAUGAACUAG
Messenger RNA from Aureobasidium uvarum, 1227 nucleotides. The record is from the annotation of a GenBank genome assembly. NCBI's taxonomy places the organism in Eukaryota, Fungi, Ascomycota, Dothideomycetes, Dothideales, Saccotheciaceae.